Molecule: messenger RNA, 594 nt
Organism: Colletotrichum phormii
Lineage: Eukaryota; Fungi; Ascomycota; Sordariomycetes; Glomerellales; Glomerellaceae
Exons: 1
Coding region: 42-329 (95 amino acids)
Source: RefSeq, a predicted model, not a curated record
CCGUCGCCGCCCGCGAAAAGUGAAGCUAUCGCGACUUUUCGAUGGAGGCACCGCCAAUUGACCCAACUGCCCCUGCACAGUUGGAAGAGUACGAUAUACCCAACCAGCCGCAUCUCGCACCGGUCGCGACGAUUGAAGAGCUCCAGGAGCACCUGCAGGCCCACGCGCGCGAGCACGGCUUCGCUGUGAUCCGACGGAACGCCGGCAACUACCGAGGGGAGCCCAGACUGCCCCCGCGCUUCAAGAUUGCCUGCGACCGCGAUACCUCCCGCCAGCCUCGUGGCUUCGGCACCCGCACUACGUCCACUCAGAAGAACAAUUGCCCCUAGUAUGGAGUUGCUUCCGCCCGAGCUUCCGACGAUUGGCAGUGGUCUUUUACUCUCAAGCACGCCACCCACAACCACGCACCUUCCUUGGACCCCUCAGUCCACAAGCUUCACCGGAAGCUUACCACUACGCAGCAAACCCUUCUCGAGACCGUCUCCAAGCACAAAGCCAUCAAAUCACGUGAGGCAGCUACUAUCGUUCGAGAUGCCGUCCCUGGGUCCCUCGUCAAGCAGAAGGACAUCGACAAUGCCCGCCAGCGCCUCCGCC